Messenger RNA from Vanrija pseudolonga, 1469 nucleotides. RefSeq names its product ER-derived vesicles protein ERV41 (gene ERV41). The transcript has 10 exons. Gene Ontology annotation, cellular component: endoplasmic reticulum; membrane; COPII-coated ER to Golgi transport vesicle. The record is from RefSeq and is a predicted model, not a curated record. Lineage: Eukaryota; Fungi; Basidiomycota; Tremellomycetes; Trichosporonales; Trichosporonaceae. Bases 148 to 1392 code for a protein of 414 amino acids. Gene Ontology annotation, biological process: retrograde vesicle-mediated transport, Golgi to endoplasmic reticulum; endoplasmic reticulum to Golgi vesicle-mediated transport.
CCAAGAUCGCGUCGCGACUGAACCACCAGCUUGAUCGCCAAAGCUCAAGUGAUUGCACGUCAACAAUCAGGCUUGCCUAAUCCCACACCCCUGUUCCCAACCCGAAAGGAAAAAGGCAUUGCACCAGCCGAUUACUCGUACUUCGCAAUGUACGAGCCUCACCUCGACCAUCAGGCGCAUAUUCCGUCGGGGGACGGCGAAGGUGUCUCCCUUCUCGAUGAGCUCGACAAGUUAGCUCCUAUCAAGCGCUUCGAUGCUUUCCCAAAGGUGCAAUCUACCUACACCAGCAAAUCUCAACGGGGCGGCCUGCUCACAGCAGUCGUGGGAUUCAUCAUCUUCCUGCUCGUCUUGAACGACCUCGGAGAGUAUCUCUAUGGUGCACCGAACCACAUCUUCAGCGUAGACCAAGGGAUCGAGAGGGAUCUUCAGUUGAACAUUGACAUUACCGUCGCCAUGCCUUGUCACUACCUUACGAUUGACCUCCGGGACGCUGUUGGAGACCGCCUGCAUCUGAACAAUGAUUUCGCUAAGGAGGGGACUCACUUCAACCCCGGGCGAGCUGUGUCAAUGAAGAUCGGAUCAUCGACCAAAGUGGCAUCCGUUUCUGAAUUGAUCUCAUCCGCCAAGCGCAGGACCCCAAACCAGAAGUCGUCGCUCUCCGGCCUCCGCGCUCUCUUCACAUCUCGAGACUCGGAACGCCGUCACGCUGCCUAUCGUGCGACCCACGACAAGGUGGAGAAUGGUCCCGCCUGUCGCAUUUAUGGCAGUGUUGAGGUGAAGAAGGUCACCGCCAACCUGCACAUCACUUCCUUGGGCCACGGCUAUGUCAGCUACGAGCACACGGACCAUGCUUUGAUGAACCUUUCUCAUGUCAUUCACGAGUUCUCGUUUGGCCCGUUCUUCCCUGCCAUCUCGCAGCCUCUUGAUCUGAGUCUGGAGACAACCGACAAUGCCUUCACCGCCUUCCAGUACUUCUUGCGUGUUGUUCCAACCACCUAUAUCUCCUCUAGUCGUCGCAAGCUUUAUGCGGUGACGGAGAACACCCGUACGUUUGAUCACGGCCGGGGAGUUCCCGGUAUCUUCUUCAAGUACGACAUUGAGCCAAUGUCCAUCACGGUCGAAGAGCGCACCACCUCGCUGUACCAGUUCCUAAUUCGGCUCGCAGGUGUUGUUGGCGGAGUUUGGACCGUGGCUUCGUUCGGCCUUCGUGUUGCCAACCGCGCUCAGCGCGAGGUCAUCAAGGCCACGGGCAAGGAGAAGGAGGUUAUUCCGUCGGCGUUUUCUGCGGGCCGGGGAUCAGAGAGCGCAGGCUUCAUGGGAGGUGACUCUGGCGGCAACAACUGGCUUUCGAACAGGAAUAGCGACUCGUAUGGCGAUUGGAAGAGGAGAUAACGCAUCAGCCUAACGCUGGCACCAGCCCCCAAGCAUUAGAUUCAAUACCAUGUGCAUGUGCAUGAAGCUCUCGGCAG